Molecule: messenger RNA, 1579 nt
Organism: Serpula lacrymans var. lacrymans S7.9
Lineage: Eukaryota; Fungi; Basidiomycota; Agaricomycetes; Boletales; Serpulaceae
Exons: 11
Coding region: 169-1041 (290 amino acids)
Source: RefSeq, a predicted model, not a curated record
ACCAUGAUUGCCCGAACUUGAGCUUGUGUUUACUUUUGCCCACACAGCCUGGAACCCCAGUUUGCUAGUCCACGCUGAUAAGCGUACAAUCAACGAGGGCGAGCUGGACCCAAAGCCUAUACUUCACUCCACCUGUGUGCGACCACGUUCCACGGACAUACCACUGGCAUGACUUCCCCGCAUCUUAAGGCCGUUAUAUUCGACAUUGGCGGUGUUGUCAUCCGUAGUCCUUUUAUCCCAGUUGCAGAAUACGAAAAGGAACUCGGUGUACCUCCAAACUACCUGAAUUGUUCUAUAGGGGCACGUGGAAAGCAAGGCGCGUGGCAGAGAUUCGAACGUGGAGAGAUCCCUCUCUUCGCUUUUUACCAAGCCUUCGGUAGCGAUCUCUCCGACGUUAAGAAUAAUAACGUGUGGUAUAUGGAAUACUGCAAACGUAGAGGCAUAGAGUGCCCAAAGCUUCCUGAAUCAUUAGACGUAAACGGACGAGAGUUAUUUGGCAGAAUGAUGCGUGGCGGGAUGUUGUUUGAUGACCAUAUGCUGAAGGCUAUCCGUAGAUUACGAGAUAUCGGUAAAUGGCGAAUCAUAGCCCUCACCAAUAACUUCACGCAAUAUAAUGGCCCCUCUGAUUCACCGUUAUCAUCUCGAGAUGCAAACGCCGAGUCAGUUGCAGUUAUAAAUCAAGCUGCAGCCUCUGUUCCGUUAUCCGAGCUCGAAUUCCUGGGUUGGCAGGAGGGUCCGACCCCACCCCGUCUGCGCGCUCUCUUUGAUGAUUUUUGUGAUUCGAGUACGUUAGGCAUGCGGAAACCAGAACCUGAUUUUUUCCUCCUGGCAUGCAAGCGCAAUGAAAUCCAACCGGAACAAGCCGUUUUCCUGGACGACAUAGGAAUGAAUCUUAAAGCCGCAAGUAAACUUGGAAUGGAGACCAUACAUGUUCCGCUAGGGGGUACCCUGAAUGCUCUGAAAACGUUGGAGGGAAAGUUAGGUGUUGACCUCACCAGUAGUCCAAAGGGGGAUAGCACUAUGUGUCCCUCAAAACUUUAGAUAUGACCCUUGAUAGUUACGCCGUGGAGAGGACGAGAAUGGAUUGAGCAGUUUCUGCCUGCAAUCAAAGGGCACAUGUUGUCUAUUGUCUAAUUAUGGUUAAAUUUCGAGAACAUCCUUGACCCGUUGCUAGUUCACAUCAAUCCAUUGUUUAAGUCUAUGAACAAAAGACAUCGCGACUUGUAAACACGAGGCACGUAGAAGGUACUAGUCAACAAUGCCUAUAGGGCGUCUAUGUAGGACAAAACUAGAAAGGCUUGUCUGAUGCAGGUAUUUUAUCUUCGUAAUAGCUGCCCAGCUGUGAUGUUUUGAUAAGCUCCGUUGAUGCAAUGAAGCUACUGAGAAAAAUCGAUGACUUACCAGUGGCACGUUGACAAGGAGUCCUUUCUUAACGAUCGGAGUUACGGAUAGCAGAAAAACAGCGGCAGUCCCAGCACCGACUCCCCAUAUGCUAAGAGAUGGACCCCAUCGUUUCGCAAGAGUACGGGUAAACGCAAAUGGCGAGGUCGUUUGGUAUUGGACUCGAGACAUCGCUGGU